Microplitis demolitor is the source of this 4171-nucleotide messenger RNA. RefSeq lists its product as uncharacterized. Gene Ontology annotation, molecular function: S-adenosylmethionine-dependent methyltransferase activity; tRNA binding. The transcript is spliced from 8 exons. Bases 231 to 4025 code for a protein of 1264 amino acids. Gene Ontology annotation, biological process: tRNA wobble uridine modification. Lineage: Eukaryota; Metazoa; Arthropoda; Insecta; Hymenoptera; Braconidae. The record is from RefSeq and is a predicted model, not a curated record. Gene Ontology annotation, cellular component: nucleus; cytoplasm.
CUCCCAUCCAACUAAACCUCGAACGUGUGAGAAAAGCUUUAGGGGCAGUAGUAAUAUGGCUGUUUCUUUGUGAUUUAGCAUUAAACGAAAAUAAUGUUAAGUUUACACUCUCUGUGAUUUUUUUCGUCAGUUACAAUUUAAUAGAUCUUAAAAAUGAAACUAAAAACACUGUUAUGACCACGUACUUUUACCACGUCUGUGGAAGAUACGACGCAUCAUAGUUGACAGUAAUGUCUGAAAGCGAAGGAGAACAAACAGCUAGAUCCAUAGCAUUAGAACAAGUAUAUGUUCAUGAAGUCUAUGAGCAAUGUGCUGAAAAAACUGCUCAAAAUCGUCAUUGGCCAAAAAUUUAUAAAUUUCUCGAGGAACUAGAACCUGGAGCUCUUGUUUGUGAUAUAGGUUGUGGAAAUGGCAAAUAUUUGAGUAUUAAUAAUAACAUUUUUCAAGUCGGUGCGGAUAAAUGUAAAAAAUUUACAGAUAUUGCUCGACGAAAAAAUAACGAAGUAUUAAUAUGCGACAAUUUAGCAUUACCAUUUCGAGACGAAAGUUUCGAUGCAGUCUUAUCAAUCGCUGUAGUUCAUCACUUUGCGACAACCGAAAGACGAGUGAAUGCAUUGAGAGAACUUGCACGUGUUUUAAGAAUUGGCGGAAAACUAGUAAUAUCAGUUUGGGCUAUGGAACAAAGACAUAGAAAGUUCGAAUCUCAAGAUGUUUUAAUCCCCUGGCCUAAAGCUUAUUGCUUAAAUGCUACAUGCUACUGUGGAACAAAGAUUCCAUGUGAUGAUGAGCAACGUUGCCACCUAACAAGGAAAUCUAUUUUACCAUUAAAACGUGAACAACAAAAGUAUAAAUGCCGACGAUACAGGAAUGAUCCUUUUGUUAGUUCAUCACCAUCUACAAGUAGCUUAUCAAGUCCUAACGAAACAUGUUAUAGUUUUUUUCGUCGCGCUUUACAGAAAUUAGCAGGAAAAAGAAGCAUUAGCCAUCGCCCAUGGUUUUUUGAUUCUUUCCACAAUAUUAGCUGUAAAAAUCGUCAUCACGAAUUCGAUUCUGAUGACAAUUCUGAUGUCGACGAUAUCCCUAUUGAAUUACGUCGGUUGGAAGAUGAACAUGUAAGAUUAAAUAAACUGGACAAUACUUUCGGUAUUAAAUCUAAAAGUCUUGGUGAUAUUUUGGAAAUUCAACACCUAGACUUAGUACGAUCGCGUUCAAGUAUUCCAGAUCUAUGGUCAACAGCAGCUUUGGAAGAAGAAUUUUAUGACCGAUCUUCAUUACAAAACCCGUUAGGAAAAUGUAAAUCGCGAUUUAUUAAACAAAAAAAUCACUGUUUAGAAAACAACUAUCUCGAAAAAACCGUUCAAAUUACUGAUAAUGGAGAACUUAAUAAGAAUCUUCCAGAAUUACAGGCUAACAGCAUAAAGACAAGGUCUGGAAAACAUCCAUGUAUUUUCAAACAACUGUCUAUGAAUGAAGAACUCAUGUCAAUGGAACGUUUAGCGGAACGUGAUUAUGUGCGUCAUAAAUUUAUGAAACAAAUGUCAUUGAAUGAAGAUAUCAUUUGUAAAAAUAUAACAUUAGACAAAAUAGAAGAUAAUUCAUCUUUAACAGCACGAAGAUUUCAAAUAUUAAAAAGUGGCCUUACCAACCGAAUUAAGCGAUCAACAACAAAUAUGGAUAAAGUAUCUCCGAUAUCAUUUAAAAACGGAUUAGUUAAAAUAUUUCAAAAUUGGAAAUCAUUAGAUUCUAGUUUUGAUGAUCAGACAGACAAUAAAUAUCUAGAAGAACCUAUGGUUCAAACAGAGGAAGAUAUUCCAUUACCAGUUACUUUCAAGAAAGAACCUGAAGUCGAACGAUGUUUGUCUAAAGAAGACGGCUCAGAUUCCUCUAAAGACAGUAGUCUGCAAAGUGAUACAAGUUUAGAUUCUGAAGAUAGUUUUGCAUCGGUUAUUUAUGUGCCAAAGAAACAAAUUUCGCCUGUUGAUAUCAACGCAAUGCCUUCUGUUUCCCACUUGAGGACAACGUCAGCACCACCGUCACCGAGAGUUAAACAUCCGCCAGAUCUCCACAAGCCUAAAAUUAAAAUUAUGUCAAUUUUGCCUUUAUCGAAACAGUUCCCAGCUGCUAGCAAAUCAUUACCACCUCCUAGCCCACCUGGACUUUCACCGAAAACCUUCAAUUCUUUUAUUACACAAUCGUUCUUUCAUCAGCAAAAUGUAGCAUAUAAUUUUGAUAAGCUUACAAACAAACAAUCAAACGAGGACCCAACUGGUGAUUCUGAGACUAAUUCUCACAGUGAAAACAUUAGGAACUCAAAUGAUUCAAAACAAAAUUUUUUGAAUUUAAGUCAUCAUAAUUUAGAAAGUUCACAUUCAGCCGAAGAAAAUGAUAGUAAGACAAAAGUAUCUAUAAAUAAAUUGAGUGCAGGAAAACCAAAAGAUUAUUCAUCACCGUCCAGUUUAAUUGAUGAUGUUCCGAUAUUAGAUAAUUUGAAAACAGGCUCAGAAUCCAACGAAUCACUAGAAAAAUCUCACAAAGACAUUUCCAAUGAUGAAGACAGCAGGAAGUGUCGAUUGAACGAAAUAAAAGAAUUAUUACAACAAAAGCCAGGGUUCGCGACCCGAUGUUCAAAACCGUCAUUCCCAUUAGUUCGAAGAGCAUCCACAGCAACGACAGGAAGACUAGAAGCAGUAGCGAAGACAUUACCCCGGCUGUUGUCAUUAGAGUUAUUCAAUCCGGAAACAGAUGAUUUAGACAGUGAUUCUAGUGGUGUUUCUUCGCCAGAUUCAGUUGAUUCCAUCGUGAGCGUAAUUUCUGAUGAACGUCGCAUUGACAAAUUCAAAAUUAUCCAAUCAAAACAAUUAGAACUAUCGAAAAAAUUACAAAAUCCCAAUAGCACUGCAGAAUCUGUUGCAAAUACCGACAAGGAGCCUUUGAAUGAAUCAAUAAUUUUUUCUUUUGCGUCAUCAACGCAGUCAUUGAGGAUACGCGAACCACCUGCUGAGCUAUCAAGCUCUGUCGGAAAUUCAGCGGAUCAAAUUGGAUCGCGGUCUGAAUCAGAAGUGUGUUCCCAAGUACCAGACUGUACAGAAAGUUCUAAAUCAUCGUUGAUAAACGACAACUUGAGUAAUGAUCGUAAUUGGAAGAAGAAGUCUCAUGAAAAUCUGAUCAAUUUCAGCGAAAGCAUAGCAGAAAAUUUCUUCAAGGAUAUUGAUCAAUUUUGCCAACAGAGAAAAUUGGAGCUUUUGAAUGACAUAACAAGUAGCAGUAAAAUAGCUUUGAAUUCCGACCAUUCUUCAUCACAAGCUUGUGAUCGUAAAUUAGAAGGAACAUCAAAUUCGGAUGAACUGCUAGUAGAUAAUACUGUUCUAUGGUUGAAAAAUUCAAUAGAUGAGUUUUCAAAAUCAGACAAUAAAUUAAAUUUAAUUGAUAAUUUGAUAAUCAAAAGAGAGUGUCAAGGAAAUGAGUGUCUCUACGGAAUCAGCUCUGAAGAUACUAUGGGAUUUGUAAUAGUGUCAAAAAAUGGAGAAGUGGAGGAAAAUAAAAGUAUAGAUGAUAAGUUUAUACUUGAUUCCAGAGUCAAUAAGAAUGAGAAGGAACAAAAAGUUUCUACGUUUAGUAAUUUCUUAGAGCCUAAUGAUGAGGAUUCUGAUAAUUUCGGUAGUUCGCAAACAAUACAAAGUUCACCAACGACAUUUUUAGAAUCUAAUGACAAAUAUAAACAUCAAAAAGAUAAGAGAAUAUGUCAAUAUAACGAGCGAUUAGUAUCCGAAGAAAUGGUUGAAGAUAACAACCGGACCAAUGCCCCAACAAAUGAUGAUUACAGUGAAUCAUCAUCGCAAGAAUCACUUCUGUCUGAACGGGAAGGUGGUGCUAUUACUUAUCAUCAAUAUUAUCACGUUUUUAGGGAAGGGGAACUUGAUCAGUUGAUUAAUACGUAUGUUGAAAAUUUACAUAUUAUUUCGUCGUAUUACGACCAUGCCAAUUGGUGUAUUGUCGCUGAAAAAGUUCAAGUUUGGACUAUAUAACAUUUUAUAUCUUGUAAAAAUUAGCUAUUUUAUAUGCUAUUAUUCUAGUUUGCUUAAUAAUUUAUCAAGUUGAGGACAUAAUUUAAAUGCAGAAGAAACUAAUAAAGCAUAAAAAUCCACCUUUAAAUAAAAUAAGUGAUUUUUUU